Molecule: messenger RNA, 1717 nt
Organism: Bipolaris sorokiniana ND90Pr
Lineage: Eukaryota; Fungi; Ascomycota; Dothideomycetes; Pleosporales; Pleosporaceae
Exons: 3
Coding region: 281-1429 (382 amino acids)
Molecular function (GO): metallopeptidase activity
Source: RefSeq, a predicted model, not a curated record
GACCGCGAUAAAACUGGAGACCAACCUUGCAUUGCAGCCGCAGCCACCCCUUCCUGCGCAUGACCACUUUUCCACGAACCGUCAUAGUGUCCGCGGUACCCUGGAUUCGCCUACUUCACCCUUAGGCCGAGCUCCCGCUUUACCAACGCCGCUGUCGCUGCUGUCGUAACACUCGCUCGCUCUAGAAGCCAAAGAUCGGCAAAACUUCCAUGCUCAUACAACGCCAUAACAUCAUACGGAAAUACCGAUCGACUGCAUCGCUGCCCACGCCUUGGGCGACAUGCUCACACUCGUCUCGCUCUACAGCCUCCCUCCCGUACUCCUUAGCCUCGUCCUUACACACGCCUACGCAUCCCCAGAUGGAGUUAUCGGCGAACAAAAGACGCAUGUCCGCCCUACCUUCGCGACCGCCUUGACCGGCGGCGAGGGCUGUGACCUGUCCGAGAUUGACGACAUCCGCGAUGGCUUCUCCGAGAUGGUUGCCCUGUUUGCCGCUGCUACGCCUUUUGACCCCACCUCGCAGCCAGGACGAGAGUUCUUUGGCCCCUCGAUAGCUGGAAACUACACCGACAUGAUUGCCAAGAAUCUGCAGCGAGCAGCAAACUACGGAGUACUCAACGGAGAGGAUGGUGCUAUCAAUGCCGACAUCCAUAUACGAUGCGAUGACCCCAUGAACCUUUGCGACAGAGGCAACAGACGGGAAGGUAACCACGCCGCUUACAACAUCGGCAACGAACCGCACAUUGUCUUCUGCUCCGACUACUUUAACAUGGACCCCCUCGAGGCGCGAAUAAACAACAAGGCCGAAGACCAAAUCCAAAAGGACCGCCUGAUGGAAUACUACAACCGCGCUUCUCUGUGGGCACGCAUGGUGAUGCAUUUCUCUGACAUUGGCACAGCAGUCGUCCAACGGCCCACGCCCGCACCUCCAAACUCGACGACCGAAUGGAUUGUAACCUCUUCUGAAGGUCCAAUGAACACGUCUGUGCUCGCUGGCGUGCUCAACGAACAAGGCGAUGGCCCGACUGACCGCCAAACCCUCAAGUAUGCAUACGGCGCCACACGCGCAAAGCUGCUCGCCACUCUGUCCACCCAGAUGCCCUACGACGCUGCAAACAAUGCCGAAAACUAUGCUCUCUACGCCCUGUCGCAAUACAUCAUCAAAGACAAGACCUUUUACCCUGCAGUCCCCAUCAUGGAUUUCCCAAACGAAGCAAGCGUGCUUACCAAUGACAACCUCCAGGAUGGUGAAAGGUGCAAAUAUGCCUUUUUCGACAUGUCCGACGUCGUUGCAAGACCAUCAGAUAUGUUAUUAGAAGGUGCGCCGCUACCCUCUACAGGCUCAUCUUCUCAUGCCUUGUCUUCGCCCAUGAUAGGCGUGACUGGAGCUGCCUUGGUCUACGCCUUCAUGGCUACGUCGAUUGGAUGAAGUGGAUCUAAGUUGCGAGAAACGCCAAGCAUUUUCGCGUUUUGAAAGAAAUCUCCCAAGAAGAAGAGCACAAACAAAACUUUGUUAGGAGAUGUGAAUGGUAUGGGAGCCAUGUGCGCUUUCAAACCCCCUGUUAAACCUUGUGUGUGUCUGGCAACAUUGAUUGCCUGAUGUGAACCCAUGAUGGACAGACAUCGUAUGAUGCAACACGGGUCCGGGAAAGCACCUCCUCAUAUUGGAUGGCUACGCGCUAGGAUGUGAAUUCCCAUCAUGAUGGCAAUUUUUCGG